This is a messenger RNA of Bicyclus anynana (squinting bush brown), 4393 nucleotides long. It is a transcript of the gene Fkbp59, whose product is annotated as FK506-binding protein 59. Lineage: Eukaryota; Metazoa; Arthropoda; Insecta; Lepidoptera; Nymphalidae. The record is from RefSeq and is a predicted model, not a curated record. Gene Ontology annotation, molecular function: protein binding; peptidyl-prolyl cis-trans isomerase activity. The coding region runs from base 138 to 1559 and encodes 473 amino acids. The transcript has 7 exons.
CAUCUGUCUGUGGACAAUUAAAAAAAAAAAAUUAAAAACCGGGAGGUGUGCGCGGCACGGGUGUUAAUUAAAUAAAUUUAUAUUUAGCAAUAUUCUAACAAUAUUUUACAGUAAUUCUAAUUCACAGGACUCUAAUCAUGACUGUGAAUGAAGGAAUUGAUAUUACCAAAGCGGGUGACGGCGGGGUUUUGAAACGAAUUAUCAAGGAGGGCGAAGGGACAGAAACCCCAAGCGCCGGGUGCAUGGUUACCGUACAUUACACUGGAACACUCCUCGACGGCACCAAGUUCGACUCCAGCAAAGAUCGAAAUGAGCCUUUCGAAUUUCAACUUGGCAAAGGCACAGUAAUCAAGUCAUGGGACAUCGGCGUAGCGAGUAUGAAGAAGGGGGAGGUGUGCGUGCUCACGUGCGCGCCCGCGUACGCGUACGGCGUCGACGGCUCCCCGCCCAAGAUCCCGCCCAACUCUACGCUGCAGUUUGAGAUUGAAAUGAUCAGCUGGCAAGAUGAAGACUUGAGUCCAAACAAGAACCAGGGCAUUCUUCGUAGAAAAAUAGAAGAAGGAACUGACACCAGCAACUAUCCCAAAGAUCAAGCACAAGUUACUGUUGAAUUGGAGGGCAAACUCCCCGACGGCACAGUGUUUGACUCUCGAACCCUCACCUUCGUCCUGGGGGAGGGCAGUGUCCACAACAUCUGCGAAGGCGUUGAACGAGCGCUUGAAAAGUUCAACCAGGGAGAAAAGUCUAAACUGAUUAUCGCACCCAAAUAUGCCUUCAAAUCUGAGGGAAACAAGGAGUUGGGGGUUCCACCUAAUUCAGUUGUUGAGUACAUUGUGAAGUUGGUCAGCUUUGAGAAAGGCAAGGAAAUAUGGGAGAUGGAUGCCGAUGAGAAGUUUGAACAGGCCAACGUCCUGAAGGAGAGCGGCACCAGUUACUUCAAGGAGAACAAGUUGCAAAUGGCGAUCAAGAAAUAUAAGAAAGUGUUGGCUUAUAUUGAGGACAUACCAAGAAGCGCAGUAGACAAGGAUGAGGACAAAAAGCGCGCUGAAGCCCUCCUAGUGCCUGUGUACCUCAACCUCUCGCUCGUGUACCUCAAGGUCACACCCCCCUACUACUUUGAGGCCAAGGACUUUGCCUCCCAGGCCCUGGCCAUCGAGCCUAACAAUGUGAAGGGUCUGUUCCGAAGAGGCCAGGCAUUGUUGGGGUUGGGAGACGCGGAAGAAGCUUUGAAAGACUUCCAGAAGGUGGUGGAAGCAGAACCGAACAAUAAGGCGGCGGCCAACCAGAUGCUGGUGUGCCGCGCGACCAUCCAGAAGCAGAAGCAGCGCGAGAAGAGCAUGUACGCCAACAUGUUCGACAAGUUCGCGCAGCGCGACGCGCAGGUGGAGAAGCUGAAGGCCAAGCAGAUGUACGACAUGAUCGGCGAGAAGGUGGGCGAGUGGGGCAAGGGCGAGGGCGAGUGGACGGACGAGCAGCGCGACCGCAAGCCCACCGACUUCGAGCGCGAGAACCCCAACAUCCUGCUGCUGGACAAGGACGGCCAGUUCGAGAACAUGUGAGCGCCCGGGCGCCAACGUUUGCUCUAGUGCGAUUGGAACGAAUGUUUGAUCCAAUGCACUUACUCGUAGAUCGAAUGUUUGAGCCAACAUGCUACAGUCAAAUGUUUGUCUAGUGUGUUUGUCACUUGUCCCAAAUAUUUUAUCCAACUUUUUAGCUUUGAUUCAGCGCCGCUGGGUGUGUAUUAAAUCCAACACGCGGUUCAAAUGUUUGAUCCAAUGUACUAGGCCCAAAUAGUUGAUCCAGUACACUUGGCCCAAAUAUUUGAUCCAUUAAGAGUAAGUAAGGGUUUCAAAUAUCUGUUCCAGCGCAUUUGACCCAAAUGUUUGAUCAAACGUGUGUACAUAUGUAGGGGCGGUAAAAGGACGCUAAUUCGUGUAAAAUAAGGUGUUACUAGCAACUGUGGUUUAGGUUUGUCAAUUUUUCAAUUAUACGUUUUAUAGAAUUUGUAAUAUACAGACAUACCUUACUUGUGUGAAUACUGUUUGAUCCAACUUCGUUUCCGAUUAUCAUUGAAAAGGAGACACCCAGUCUCCGAACAAACUUGGGCCCAAAAAAUUCAAACGAUACAAAGCUGAAAAUUGGCCAUAAAUUAGAACAUUUAAGGAGAUCUCAUGAGGCCAAUUUUCAGACAAAUAUACGUUGGCUAAUUCAGCUAAAUUACUUGUUGAAGUAAUUGUAUCUGUCAAACUUUAACAGAUCCGUUUGACAUCAAAUAGCUUGCAUUAACUGUGUCAAACUGACAGAAUUUCUAGAGGUUGGACAUUAAUUUGACAUAUUAUGUCAAAAUUUCUAGGAAACAAACAACAUAGUUAUCACGUAUUAAUGUACUGACAAACGUAUCUAAUGACAUUGAUGUUCACAUUUAAAGACAGCUGGCAACUAAUGGUCAGUCGGUGAAAUACGCAUUUGCAGUAUGGAAGUAAUGAAAUCAGCUUAUUUUCCCUGUUAGCCAAUAUUAUGUUGUCUAAGAUUCAAAUGGAGUAAACUAGUGAAAAAUACAAGGUUUUUAGUACAUUUUUCAUUUCUGUAUCGUUCUGAAGAGUGGGCCCAACUUCGUCCUUCUCCAUUGCCAACACGGACAAGUGUCGGACACACUACUCUACCACAGACGCCCUUAAAUCGUUUUGGCGAUUAAAUAUGAAAGAGUGAAGUCAAUAUUCAAAAUGUGUUUAAAAACUUAAAAGUUUCAAUAUUAAAAAUGUGUUUUAAAAACUUAUAAGUAUCUCAUAUUGACUGUUUUGGAAAAUUGUUUUUUUUAAUGAUUUUCAUUAAAUACAAAACAUACAAGUAAGAUCUCUGCACCAAAAAAAUUACCAAUGUAUUAUCAAUGUAACAUUAAUUAUAAUUAGUAACUAACUCAGUGAUUUUAUUUAGUAAUUAUGAUUAAAUAAUCAUGAUUGAAUAUAAAUUAAAAAGUUAUGAUUAAAUUAAUUAUAAGUUUUUCUGCAUAGAGUAACUUCUUCCAUGUAUCCAUAUUUUAAUUAGUAGUUACCCGCAAUAUAAACUAUAAUAAUUUAAUGAAUCUCUGAUGUGUUUUAAUUGUAAUUUUAAAACAAUUAUCCAUUCCAUGAACUGUAUAUUUAAAGAUAUUUGGUGUACUUAUUUGUAAAUUUUCGAGUUUUACUGAUGAAUUAGCUAGUAUUUUUUAAAUUUAUUAUUAAAUACAUCUAUGUAUGCACAUAGGGGUUUUAACAAUGUUGUUGGGACGAUCAUAUAAUAUCAUAAUUUCAGUCGUAUGAAUUUGCUUGGUUUUUACUUUUCCAUUUUUAGGCUGAAAUAUUAACCAGAAAUAUCGUAUGAAGGACAUGAAAAUGUGGCAAACUUCGCCUGUCCAUCUCUGGUUUAAAUACAGCCAAAAUAAAUAAAUUAAUAUUUAGAAUACAUUUAAAAAAUAAGUUUUUAUAUAAAAAAAAAAUAUAAGUAUAAUAUCCAAAUGUUCAUGUCGUACAGUUGAGGAGUGUCCUUAUGAGGAGACGCUUCUGCCUGACCACCAAGUUAUUUCUAUAGUUAUAAUGUUUUAUCACGAGUAAGCAUAAUAUGAUGCGCACCACUACAUCAUGAAAUCAGAUUAUUUUUCUGGUCAGGCUAUACAAUACACACAUGUAUUUUAACUAAGUUUCAAGUUCAUCGACAUUCGUUUAAACGUAAACAACCUUAUAAGUUAAACGCUGUUUAGUCCAAGUUUCCUGUUCACCACAGCCCAUAUGCUGGUUAAGGACGUAAAGCGGGCGGUUAUGUUAAACGAGCUUGCAGACCCGGGUUAUUUAUCGAUUAAGACGUCUUUGAUAGAUAUAUUUGCAGGCUCUGUUUUUGUAACGCUCGCAAGUUUUGUGAAGUUUACUCUCUGAAUUACCAAAAUGCAAAUUAUAAAAAAAUAUAUUUUUCGUCUCAGAAAUAAUAACACUACAUAAUUGUCUCCCAUAAAUCAAUCACAUCCUAGCUUUAAGGUUUUAUGCCACUAGAUGCUGCCAGCUUCGAUAUCCAAACAAAUAAAUAUAACAAAAUGAACGCUUUUUGACUCUGGUUUGUAAACUGAGUGUCAGUUUACAACCCAGAGUCAAAAAGCGUCUGGUGAACAGGAAAAAAAACGCUCAUUGUUCAAACUACGUUUAAUUUUGACUGGCCGGUUAAGUAAACACCGUUUAAAUGAAAGUCGAUGAACUCAGUCUAAGUAAAUAUUCGACAUAAUAUUCGUUUGAUGCAUGUUAGAAAGUUGUGUUGGGUAUUUCUAGUAGGUAGGUACAUAUAGUUGUGGUAAUUCGAUGGUUUUGCUCAUAAAAAUCAAUAAAAAUGGUUUUCCAGUUUUGUGAUGAAAUAAAUUGUUGGCUGUAUA